This is a messenger RNA of Paramormyrops kingsleyae, 1811 nucleotides long. RefSeq names its product mab-21-like 2 (gene mab21l2). NCBI's taxonomy places the organism in Eukaryota, Metazoa, Chordata, Actinopteri, Osteoglossiformes, Mormyridae. The record is from RefSeq and is a predicted model, not a curated record.
CUCCAAGCACUCCCAACUGAGUCCGGACAACAAGCAGACAAGGUUUAAUAAGGCGCAGUUACACGGGGCUAGAGUGUGAGAGAUGACUGAUCGCCGCCAGCCUUUCGCCUUUUAGCGUAUAUAGCCGAAAAGGAGGACAGUAAUCACACUGACCCGCUUCGCCGCUUUCACUGGACGCAUCCGUCAGAUAUUUUUGGCGCGCAUAAUUUCUUCCCACAAUUAACCUCCACCCGGUGUUGCUCUGCCUUUUUGGGGGGAAGUUGUAACCUUAUUUUCUCAUUAGUCUGAAGCGCUUGCCUCUGGCUACCCGGUAAGCAUUGGAUCCGUCAACGUACUGCGAUACUCCGGUAUACAGCCCGGACCUCUGCCCAAACAUGAUAGCCACACAGGCGAAGCUUGUUUAUCAGCUCAACAAAUACUACAACGAGAGGUGUCAGGCUCGUAAAGCGGCCAUCGCCAAGACUAUCCGGGAGGUAUGCAAGGUGGUGUCGGACGUCUUGAAAGAGGUCGAGGUGCAGGAGCCGCGGUUCAUCAGCUCGUUGAGUGAGAUCGAGGCACGCUACGAGGGGAUGGAGGUUAUCUCCCCGAAUGAGUUCGAAGUGGUGCUUUACCUGAACCAGAUGGGCGUUUUCAACUUUGUGGAUGACGGGUCCCUGCCGGGAUGCGCAGUCUUAAAGCUGAGCGACGGCCGCAAAAGAAGCAUGUCACUUUGGGUAGAGUUUAUCACCGCCUCGGGGUACCUCUCGGCUCGAAAGAUCAGAUCAAGAUUUCAGACUCUGGUGGCACAAGCCGUGGAUAAAUGCAGCUACCGUGACGUUGUCAAGAUGGUAGCAGACACCAGCGAAGUGAAACUAAGGAUCCGAGAGAGGUACGUCGUUCAGAUCACCCCCGCUUUCAAAUGUACCGGCAUCUGGCCUAGAAGCGCGGCGCAGUGGCCCAUGCCUCACAUCCCCUGGCCGGGUCCUAAUCGGGUGGCAGAGGUCAAAGCCGAAGGUUUCAAUCUGCUUUCUAAAGAGUGCUACUCGUUAACCGGGAAGCAGAGCUCCGCCGAGAGCGACGCCUGGGUCUUGCAGUUCAGCGAAGCCGAAAACAGGCUCCUGAUGGCGGGCUGCAGGAAGAAAUGCCUGUCCAUCCUAAAGACGCUGCGCGACCGUCACCUCGAGCUGCCGGGACAGCCACUCAAUAACUACCACAUGAAGACCUUGCUCCUAUAUGAAUGCGAGAAACAUCCGCGGGAGACCGACUGGGACGAAUCGUGCCUCGGCGACCGGCUGAACGGAAUUCUCCUGCAGCUUAUCUCGUGCUUGCAGUGUCGCAGAUGCCCCCAUUACUUCUUACCAAACUUGGACCUGUUUCAAGGGAAACCUCAUUCGGCUCUGGAAGCUGCAGCAAAACAGACAUGGAGACUCGCGAGAGAGAUUCUCACCAAUGCCAAAAGUUUGGACAAAUUAUAGACAAUAACCCAGCGAAAAUAUUCCGGGUAGUACUGAGAGACGUUGCGGGCACACUCCGUUUAAAUGCGCUCGACACGAGAUCCCUUGAUUCUCCAAAUAAUGUGAAAAGUCUUUUAUUAAGAAGCAAAUGGGACAUUGCAAGAAAGUUAAGGUACCUUUUAAGAAACGUAUUCUCUCUGUCGUUUGGUUUUGAAUGUUUUCACAAAGUGAAGAACCUUUUAUUUAAAUAUAUGCAUAAAACUCUAAUGCAAAUGGAAAAAAAAAGAAAAUGUAGAGUGCCAAGUUCAAAUUUCGAUCAUGUGAGCUAAAGCUGAGAUGUUAAUAAAACCUAAACGGAAUGCCAUUGUAAUUCGGCGU